CAGCAAACCAUCCCAUCUGUUCUUCAUAACCUGUGCUGAGCAUACUCGCGAUCCAUUUUUGAACCAAUUUUCACCAUCAAAUUCUACCUUUCAGUCUUUUUCACAGAAAUCCGCCUGCACCAUGGAUGCACAGACCCAGGUCGAUAUUAGCAAGCUGAAUGAUGCCGACAAGAACGAACUGAGCCAGAUGCUGGCAAACGAACAACAAAAGGCCACGAUGCAGCAAACCGUCCAUUCGUUGUCGGAUGUUUGCUGGAAGAAAUGUAUCACGGGAAAGAUCUCAUCAGGUCGCCUGGAACAACCCGAGGAAUCAUGCGCGCAGAACUGCGUUGAGCGGUGGAUGGACUCGAACCUUGCGAUUCUGAAGCAUCUCGAAGCCCUGCGUGGAUAGAUGUAUAUUUCUUGUCUUCUACUGUCGAAAAGCAGCGAGCUCAUGCAUAGAGCACGUCUGCCGCCACCCUGCAUGUAAACGGGUACCUCAUGUAUUAUAUCAGUCAUACCAAUAGAAAGGACGUGCUGGCUUUGCCACAUGGAAUAGCACCGUGAGCGUA
Molecule: messenger RNA, 551 nt
Organism: Aspergillus welwitschiae
Lineage: Eukaryota; Fungi; Ascomycota; Eurotiomycetes; Eurotiales; Aspergillaceae
Product: Tim10/DDP family zinc finger protein
Exons: 2
Coding region: 122-391 (89 amino acids)
Source: RefSeq, a predicted model, not a curated record